This is a messenger RNA of Myxocyprinus asiaticus (Chinese sucker), 2446 nucleotides long. RefSeq names its product transmembrane protein 127. The record is from RefSeq and is a predicted model, not a curated record. Bases 255 to 902 code for a protein of 215 amino acids. The transcript has 5 exons. NCBI's taxonomy places the organism in Eukaryota, Metazoa, Chordata, Actinopteri, Cypriniformes, Catostomidae.
UUUUGAUUCGGCUCAUAGCAGGGCACACACAAGCGGCUGCCCUGAAUCUUCGUGCGCUCGAGGAUCAAAUAGCAUGAACAGUUUUUAUAUUUAGGCUUUUCAAAAACAGCAUUUCCCUCAGUUGGUGCAGGAUGAGAGGUCAGCGCGACGCCGGGCAGAUUAUCGAGGCUUUGUUCAGGAAGUUACCCUUUUUAUGAGGUCCUAUAAAAGCUCACCGUAUACAAAGCCAUUUGGACUCUGUUUACAAGAUCAGAAUGACCCUGGCAUUGACUCCUGCGGCCGUGUGUCAGUGCUUCACUCUCGUUUCACUCUGCACGUCUAUUGCCGACCCGAACUGGAUCCAAGUCCAGAACACGUCUGAUCCAAACAAACAGCUCAUCUAUGGAGUGGCCUUCACGCUACACGCAUAUCAGAAUCACACGGACACAGGUCCUCUGGGUGGACUGAGCGGAUGGGGAAUGUGGCUGCUGUACAUACUCGCGGCUCUCUGCUACAGCGCUGUCCUGUUUUCCAGUUUCUGCUUCCUGCUGGACUUCCUUGGGGCAGCUGUCAAUCACUCAAAGCUGGUGACAUCAUUGCACAUCUCAACAGCUUUAAACUGUCUGGCGGUGCUGGGUGUGUGCGUAACCUGUCUGUGUGUGAUCCAACACAACCUGCAGCAUGGGAGACGCGGCUCGCUAUUGGACCGAAGAGAAAGUAGCCCGUCUGUCAGGCAGAAAAACGAGCUGCAAAUGUCUCCAGGAGAAAGCCUGUACAUCGAGGUGUUAGGCCUGAUCUUCUCAUUCAUGGCGUGUGCAUUUGCCCUCAAGGGUCGCCCGGAACCCAUCCCGCCCUGCCUGAGUGUGGAGGGCGGGGAUAGUGACACGGAGCCUUUGAUUGGUGGAGCAGAGCAGGAGGAGUGACCAGAGUUGUACUUGAUUAUGCACUUGUUUUCUUAUGACAGUAAGAAGAUCUCAGAAGCACUUUGGAUAUCAGUGUGCGUGUGGCGUCCCACAAUAUUCACUUUACUGAUGUCUGUGUAGGAACCAAAGAGAAGAGCGCUACUGUACAAUGAGAUCUUUAAAGCUGAAGUGUGUGAUUUUUGUGGAUGUUCAAAUACUUUAUUGUAUCUGUCAGUAGUCCAUUGGUAGUUUGGCUUAAACACUGUGACACCCUCAAAACAUCAGUCUGACUCAACCAGUGGCUUAGUUUCGGGUGGGAAUAUCAGUUUGGCUUAAUAAUGGAAGACGGGGGAGAAGAGGCGGUAGGAGUGAUUGGGAAACCGGUUUUAAAACAAUCAUUAUAUUUGCAAUUCCAUUUGGUGAUGCAGAAAUCACACACUUUAGCUUUAGGAUUAUUCUUUAUAAAAAUGUAUAAUACUAACGUAUGGCUCUUGCAAUCCUCCAGGGGUUUUGUACUUUCGGACCAAAUGCAGAAAUCUCUAAUCAGGGCUACAACAUACAGUAUAAAUACAGUGAAAUGAUUUUCAUCGACAUUUAAACAAAUUAAUUCAACAGCAAUCCUCAGUGUGCCUUAAUGUUGUUCUGAGACAAUAAGCAUCUAAAAAAGGUUUUAGAGCUGUUAAAGUCAACAUGAAAACAAAAUGAACUCUAUGUGUUUUCUAAAGGCCAAUGUAUACUUCGGUUUUCCACGUGAUGCAAAUUUCAUCAUCAGCAGCGUGGUGUGCGUGCGUUUUAUUACGCUUGAUUCAUUAGUUCACGUCUUUCCAAAGAAAACAAAUUGCCUUUGUAAUCUUUUCUCAAAAUGUAAUUACUACUGUAGCUCCGCCUCUUCAGAUGAUGUCAUCUAAACCAGAACUUACGUUAACCAAUAGUCGGCUACUGUUGUUAAGUAUGGUUGUCUCAUGAUUCGGAUGAGGUUUACGAUUUGAUAUAAUAACACUUAAAUGACAAAGUAUUACAGAAGAUUGUGAUUGUUUUUUUUUUUUAAAUAGUUUGAGAAAAAUGCACAUUAUAAUUUCUCAUUAGAAUAAAGUUCUUUAAUACACAAUUUAAAUGCUCAAAGUACAAAUUCUCAUAUACCUUUCUCUACAGCGAAAAUAAACAUACAAAACUAGUACAUUCAGGCUGAUCAGAACAAGCAAAAGAACUGAACAGAGCCUGUUUUGAAAAAGUGUGAAUAUGUAUUUUAUAUAAGUAUGAUUUGUUUGUCAUCAUUGUUAUGAUCACAUUUUAACUUUUUAAAAGUAUUAAAAUUCUACAUUCUAUCAAUUCAUAUUAUAUCUUGAAAUUGUAUAUAUAAUAGUGAUAUGAGCUGUCACUGUUUGAAAUAAUGUGUACAAUGAACAAGCAUUUACAUUGUGUUUACAUUUCAUUUUGAAAAAAAAAAAAAAACGCUAAAAUGGUGCUGUCACUUUAAGAGUUUAACGAGCGUCUUGUUCGGUUCUUUGUAAUGGUUUCUUUACUGCAUCCUUGCUAUGUGUGAUUAAAAUGAAUGUUUCUUUUUA